This is a messenger RNA of Beauveria bassiana ARSEF 2860, 432 nucleotides long. RefSeq lists its product as uncharacterized. The record is from RefSeq and is a predicted model, not a curated record. Lineage: Eukaryota; Fungi; Ascomycota; Sordariomycetes; Hypocreales; Cordycipitaceae. The transcript has 2 exons. Bases 1 to 432 code for a protein of 143 amino acids.
AUGGCCGACGAAGGAAAGCCAGGCCCGACCGCCGCCGAGGCCAUCUUCUUCUUCAACAUUGUCCAGCACAUGAAGAACAAAGGCGACAUUGACUGGAAUGCCGUCGCCGAGAGUUCCGGCUUCAAGAACGCUGGCGUUGCCAAGGUCCGCUUUGGCCAGAUCAAGAGAAAGUACGGCCUCGAGGGCGACAGCCCCACCAAGAAGACCGGCAAAGGUGCGCAGGCCGGCGAUGUAUCCUCGACGCCGACCAAGGUCACCAAGUCCCGCAAGGCGCCCGGUGGUGGUGGCCGGGGCCGCAAGGUCAAGAAGGAGGAGCCCGAGGAUGACGACGACGACGAGAACGAUGGCCGCGCGGCCAAGGAAAGGAGCGAGACGCCUCCGGCCAGCGGCAUCAAGAGAGAGCCGGCCGCCGAUGGCUUUAAUUUAUUCUAA